Molecule: messenger RNA, 8694 nt
Organism: Eupeodes corollae
Lineage: Eukaryota; Metazoa; Arthropoda; Insecta; Diptera; Syrphidae
Gene: Nup358
Product: E3 SUMO-protein ligase RanBP2
Exons: 8
Coding region: 230-8401 (2723 amino acids)
Biological process (GO): intracellular transport
Cellular component (GO): cytoplasm; nuclear pore
Molecular function (GO): protein binding; GTPase activator activity
Source: RefSeq, a predicted model, not a curated record
CGAACCGCCAUCGAGCAUCGACAGAAAUGUGGAAAAAAUCAUAAUCGUUGUGGGAGCUUUUGUGAAUUUGCAAAUAAAAUCAGUUAAGUUUACUGUAACAUAUAUCAUUGAAACACCAAUCAAUUUGUGUAAUUCAGCUCCUGAGCUUAUGAUAAAACAGUUCUAAAUUUUUGCUCAAUUGAAAAAUAUUGAAAUAAAUUAAAUAUUAGAAAAUUGGAAAGUGAAAAAAAUGUUUAAAACAAAGAAGGAAGUAGAUCUUCAUGUGCGCACUGCAUUGGCAAAAUUACGUUCGGAAAAUGAGAAAAAUCUACGUAGCUUUACCAUAGCAAAGUUGUACUUCAAAAUCAACGAAUAUUCAGCUGCCGAACAGUACGUAUCAUCAUAUCUGACCAUCAAGGAUGACAACGAUCAAGCCCAUAAAUUGCUUGGCCAAUGUUAUUUGCAUCAGAAGAAAACCAGCAAAGCUCUUGAAGCAUUCCAACGUUCGUUACAACUUAAUCCCAAGCAACCAGACCUUCUUGGUGAAGUUUGUCAAUUAUUACUCGACGAUAAAUCAUUGAACACUAAUAAAGCAAAAUACUGGUGUGAUCUAGCUGAAUCUGAAAAAAUUCAACAUGAUGCUGUUUUUAGUUUGCGUCUCAAACUCAUGAAUAAAGACAAUCUUGAGAUCAACCAAGUUGAACAAUUUAUCCAGAAAGAGAUUUCAUCACGGCCACAGGAUGUUAAUUUACGCAUACGACUUGUGCGUCAUUUAAUUGAACAGAAUAAAGUUCUUGAAGCUUUUCAGAAUACUUACCAACUGGAAAUGGUUAAUCAUGGUAUGUUGGCCCAAAGUGCCGAAUGGUACAAUGUUAUGUGGCUUGUACUAAGCAAGUAUGAACAAAUAUCAAAUGCAAAAAAAGACUGGCAAUUCUGGUUGUUGGUUAUAACCUGCUUGGAGCGACAAGUACACUUAAGUUUUACUUCAAACUCGAAUUUACCCAAUAAUGGCAGCACUGAGACGGCUAAUUUGCUCUUUAGCUUUGAUCAAUAUUUGUAUAAGGUCUCUCAGAUUAUUUAUACUUUGAAUCAGCAAAAAGAGUUUGUGACACGCUUCAUGGAACACUAUCAGGGUCAACUGUGCUUACAUGCUGCUUCAUUGAUAUUCAAAAGGGAGUUAAUUCAAAAUAAAAACAAGUGGAAGGAAACAAUUAAAACUUCCCUUCCUUUGUUAUUGUUAGCCUUUCAAAGUACAAGGCCGGAUUCUAAGGAACAAUGGAUGAAACACUGCGACGAGCAUGGUACACUUCUUCUUCAACAAUGGAAUAGGGAAGGAGCUUUUAGAUGUGUUCAGGCUGGACGAACACUUGUUGCUUGUAUAGAAGAGAACAAUGAAAAUAAUAAUCAAUUUAAUAACAUGAUUGAAAACGGCUCCCCCUGGACUACGUCCGAGGCGUUAGUAAGUCAAAUUCGCCAGCUUUGCACUGAUAAGAACUGGCGUCGAGGUAUCUUUGGACAGCUUUUCUGCAACAGCGAUCAAAAAGUCAAAGAAAGCACCUCACAUUUAAUCAAAUGUGCCAAAUUAUCGGAACCCAUUUACGAACUGCCCACCUAUGCCGAGUUGGAACAAUAUGAAGAAGCGGCUCAGUACUUAAAUCCACAAUCUUUACAACACAUGGUUUAUCUUUGUUUGGGAAAUGAUAACUUGGCUAAUGUAAGAGUAAAAUUCUUUAACGGAUUGAAUUUCUCGACAAAUAAUUUGUCCUUCUGUGGGGCAGAAACUCUCAAUCAACUCGAUAUUGAAACAUUUCUCUAUGCAGCAACAUUGCAAUUUAAGAGUCUUCUUGAGAUGGAACGUAAAGCUCAUGAAUGCUACCAUCCAGGUAUUGUGGCCAAACCAAAGAUUCUGCCAUUUGUGAAUAUCCAAAACAACAUGUGCACCGAUGAUCAAAUUAGUUGGUGGAUGGCCGCCUAUCAAGUGUAUAAAAAUCUCGCCAACGAUAACUUAUCUGAAAUUCGUGCAACCUUACAAUACGGAAUAGAAGCACUGAGAGGCAUAAAUGGACCUAAAAUUGAUUUGCUGAUAAUUUUUAAACUGGGCAAGAUUUUUGAAAAUCGUGCUGUCGACAUAAGCAAACCGGUUGAGAAGGGAAUGGUUGAAGCUAGAGCUGAGAAUUUGUACAAGUGUGGCUUAAGUAUGCUUAAAAUGAACAAUAAGGGAGUAUUGGAACCAUUUAAAAGAUAUUUUACUUAUGCCAAUGCCAAAAGCUCCCCGGCCGAACGGGAAAUUUCCGUGUUGGCUGAAGAAGCGGUGAAUUUCUUAGCAGUUAAAUACUUUAAAAAAUCCGAAUAUGAGGAGUUGAUUGACGAAUUGUCCGGCAUUCAACUUCCAUUUGCAACUUACUUUAAAUCGGAAGCCUAUCGCAGAUUAGAUGAAGCUAUGAAAACACCGAAAAAAAACAAACGUGUGUAUUUGGACAAAGCAAGCGAGUGUCUUAACCAAACGCUGCAGUUGUUGAAGAGCAACCAAGUUGAUCCCAAUCACCCUCUGAAUGCUGUUAUUUCGUAUGAGUUAAAGAAUCUACAACAAAGUAAGACUAAGUUCAUGAAUGAACAAAGCAACAACAGCAGUUCCUACGAAGAUGCAGAGACAGAAUUUGGAAUCGGUGAUUCGACUCCACAAUACAAUGCCAGCAAUCGAUCACGUCGUGAAAAUUCAAUUGUCUCGCCGCGAACAAUCGAGCUGGAGAAUAUGGUUAAGCAAAUAUCAAAUAUGAUGAGUUCUGUCAAAAAAGAGAUUGUUGAUAAUAUUAAGCCAGAAGUUCUAGAAAUUCAUACUCAAUUAAAAGAUAUUAAAGAGAGGUUAUGUUUGAUUGAAGAGAACAUGCCAAAAAAGUCGAUUACGCCAAGUCGCGAUGAGGACGCAUCAAAUGUCUUAGAUGAUUUGUAUAUCAUAGAAGAUGAAUUGCAAAAUCAAAUGUAUUCAAAUCAACAACAUAACCAGCAGCAACAGAUGAACAUGUAUGGACCAGGGCCAACAUAUUCACAGCAACAUCCCGUUGGUCAAAGGUUGCAUACCCCAACUGCUGCACCUUCGGGGGGUGUUGUUAAUGUUCCAGGGGCAGCAGCCGGAAUGAAUCCAUACAAUAGUCCUUUGUAUGGUAAUUUUGCCAUGAACUAUUAUGCUCAGCAGCUUAUGAUGCCACCACAGCUGCCUGCAGCACCUGUUAUGGGAACACAUACAUCUCAAUUACCUAAUCGAAAUAACUUGGGACUAUCGUACAUGGAUACUGCAAUGAACUUCAAUAUGCCGGGACUAAAUCCAUCAAUGCUGAUGUCCACAACUCCUGAUUCAAGAACAUCGAACCUGUUUGGACUGCUUAACCAAAACACUUCUCAACAACCACAGUUGGGUCCUUCUAUUCAACAACAACAACAACAACCACCUCCAAUUCAAUCAGCACUACCUGCAACUCCCUUACAAUCCAUUAAUUUACAACCUAAAAUCCAGCCAUCUGUUCCGCAAAUAGUUCCAUCAAAUAUCACUGCUCCACCGUCGGUUCCUCCAAUAACAUUCAACAAAUCACUUAACAAUGCGCCAGUGGAAAAAGGACCACCAGUAAAUGUUGUUAUAACUUCUUCUGAUCCACUACCUACCACAAGUGCUAGCAUGCAACCACAACCAACUUUAAGUGUAACAAUUCCAUCCCACCAUAUUAAGCCGAGCUUGGUGUCCACAAACGACCUUCCAAAGACACAACCGGCAAAUACAAGCUUCCCGAUGAUGGGACCAGUUUCUUCGACAUUGACAACUGCAGCCUCGAUGACAUCACCGUUCACCAUGAAAUUCCCAACACCUCUAACAACAACAACGACCUCAACAACAAUAACCACAGGCAGCCCAAUAUCGUUCAGUUUUAAACCACCACCACCGACACAGAAUAAUACUGACAGUUUGAAUAAAACAAACGAAAGUAAUUCCUCUGAUUUGCACGAAAUAGAAUAUGACCCACGACCGGACUUCCAGCCUAUCAUUCCACUUCCAGAUGAAAUAGAAGUUAAAACUGGAGAGGAAAAUGAGGAAGUAAUGUUUUCAUCGCGAUCUAAACUUUUCCGAUUUGCGGAUAAGGAAUGGAAGGAACGCGGUGUUGGAGACUUGAAGAUCCUCAAAAAUAAUGAGAAUGGAACUUCCAGAAUUUUGAUGCGACGCGAUCAAACUCACAAAAUCUGUGCCAAUCAUCGCAUAACAAGUGAAUUAAGUUUGACAAAACCAAAAGCCACAGAUAAAGGUUUUAUAUGGGCUGCUAAUGAUUUUGCAGAUGAAGAAUUGAAGCUAGAAAAAUUCUUAGUUCGUUUUAAGCAUGUCGAAACAGAAAAACAAUUCGAAGCUGCUUUUAAUGUUGCUCGCGAUGAAGCCAGCCAGUUAUCGUCGAAAGCUACAAGCGGCAAUAUAGAUUUAAAACCUAAGCCUUUCGGCUUGUCUAAGACAUUUGCCGAUAACAAGACCAGCACACCAACACAGAAUAAAAAUUCCAAUGCCAAUGUUAAUGCCAAUUCGAAGAUAUCCGCCCCUCCCAAGACAUUAUUCGAAGGAUUGUCUGCAAAGAAAACCGAGGAACCAAAAACCCAAACAUCAUCACCGUUUUCAAACUUUUCCUUUGAUAAAACUAACUUCUCCGGAGAACCAAAGCCAUUUGCAAAUUUGUUUGCUAAUAUCAAUACCAAUGUAAGUUCUUCACUAACUCCAACAACCUUUAGUGAACUUCCCAAACAAGCCGAAUCGAAGCCAGACACUCAUAACAAAUCCGACAAUGAAGAUGAAUAUGUUCCAACAGCUCAAUUCCAACCAGUCAUUCCACUGCCCGAUCUAGUCGAGGUGACAACUGGUGAAGAAAAUGAGAUUGUACUCUUCGAGCAUCGAGCGAAGUUACUGCGCUUUGAUAAGACUGCUAGCGAAUGGAAAGAAAGAGGAAUAGGUAACAUCAAGGUCUUGCACGACAAAAACGAUAUGAACAAUGUAAGAUUGGUGAUGCGUCGUGAAAUAAUUCAUAAGCUCUGUUGUAACCAGCGUUUGUAUAAGGAUACCAGUUUUAAAUAUGCCAAGAAUUCAAAAACCGCUCUCAUGUGGGCUGGACAGGACUUCUCCGAAAAUGAACUACAAGCUGAGACCCUUAGCAUUCGCUUCAAAACACCUGAAACUUGCGCACAGUUUUUGGAUGUAAUAACUGCAGCUCAAACUAAAAUGAGCACUGCAGCAAAUGAGGAAAACGCAAAGAAUGAAGAACCUAUGAAGACGAUUGCUGCACCUGCAUCUGCACCAGUCGCAGAAAAGGGUUUCGGAGACAAGUUUAAGCCAAAAGCUGGAUCAUGGAAUUGCGAUCAGUGUUACACUUCAAAUACAGCUGAAAAGCUUUAUUGUGUUUCCUGCGAGGCACCUAAAGAUGAUACUGUUCCGAAAAAAGGUAUUUUAGGAACAUCAACAACAACAACGUCAACAAAGCCAGCCUUUAGUUUUGGAUUCGGCAAUUCAGCCGGCAUAAAUGCAUCGAAAUCAUUUGUAGCUACUGAAGCGAUGGAAUCAGCUAAACAGCAAGUUGCACAGCCUCCUACUUUAGGAUUUGGUAAUAAAUUUAAACCAAAAGAGGGUUCAUGGGAGUGUGAGCAGUGUUACACAUCCAACACUGCCGAUAAACUAUAUUGUGCUGCAUGUAAUGAUCCAAAAGAUAAAACAUUGCCAAAGAAAGAAACAAAAUCACUGCUUCCAAGUGGUGAGGUUAAAUCUGAAUUUAAAUUUGGCUUUUCAACAACAACAACAACAACUCAGAAACCAGAGUCAAGUACAGUAGGAUUUGGAGAUAAAUUCAAACCUAAAGCAGGCUCAUGGAUAUGUUCAGAAUGUUAUCUAACGAACAUUAGUGACGAUUUGUACUGCAAGGCAUGUAACAGUCCAAAGGACUCAACUGUGCCUAAAAAAGAACCAGUAAACAUUUUAGCUCCAUCGAAUCCUUCAGCCAAAUUUACUUUUGGUAUUCAACCAGUCGGAAAUACCGGACCUGCUGCGAAAACUGAAACACCAACGUUUAGUUUUGGAAAAGCUAACCUUGGCGAGACUGGAGUUAGUGUAAGUGGUGGAUUUAAAUUUGGAAUUCCACAGGACGAAGAAGCUGGCAAAAAUACUACAACGAACAUCUUUGGGUCAUCUACUUUUGCCAACUCCGUCUCGACGAAUGAGCCUAAAUCAUUUUCAUUCUCGCCUGCAACAACCUUUUCAAACGAUUCAACUAGUUCAACGGUUACAACAACAACAACAACUGGCACCAUUUCAAAGUCAACCUUUGGUUUUACUUUGCCAUCACAAACAAUUGAAUCUAAUGGCGGAGACAAGACGGCAUCUGUUGGAAGCUCAUUUUCCUUAGAUAAAAAAGACUUUAGUUUUGUAUUAAAGCCCAAGAGUCCUGGUAAAGGCAAGAGCCCUCAAAAGCCCAUUAAUUCACCCGUUGAUGCGGCCGACGAAGAUGAUGAUGGAGUUGCGGAAGAAGAAGAAAAUAAUACUUACUUCACUCCAGUCAUUCCAUUGCCAGAUAAAAUUGAAGUAAAAACCGGUGAGGAAGACGAAGAGGUCGUCUAUUCACAUCGUGCUAAAUUAUUUAGAUUUACCGAGGGCGAGUGGAAAGAGCGCGGUCUUGGUGAUGUUAAAAUUUUACGGCAUACACAAACAAAAAAACUGCGAGUUGUAAUGCGACGUGAACAAGUUUUGAAAAUUUGCCUUAAUCACGCACUAAAUGAGGAUGUAAUUUAUAAGAACAAAGAUGAAAAGUCGUGGUUAUUUGUUGUAAACGAUUAUAGCGAGGGUGAUGUUGAAUUGAAUCAGUUCUGUUUGAGGUUUAGGAGCAAAGAUAUUGCAGAUGCAUUUAUGAAAGCGGUCAAUGACUGUCUUGAUGAUUUAAAGAAAACAACAACAUCAUCGACCGAGGAACAGGUGCAAGAAAGUGAUGUAAGUUCAUCAAAUCUGCAAAACAAAGAAAUUAAUAUUUCGGAUGAAAGCAAGAGAAUAGCCGAUAGACUUAUGUUACCCUAUAGUUUCUUUGAUAUAACAUCGAUUGUGGCCUGUCCAGGAUGUCGAGGAUGUGAUCCGGAUAAUUUUGUUUUCCCCAAUUAUCCAACUGUAUCAAAUUCAAAAGAUUCUCUUCCCCUAAACAUGAAUAAUUUAUCAUUAUCAAAACCAAAAUAUAUCAUUCCUAAACCAAGUAAAUUUGGCAAUGAUUUUUCUGCAACAACAAAAACCGAAACGGCCAUCUCUGAAGGCAACAGUAUUUUUGGGAGCAAACUUUUUGGUAAUUCUACAAUAACGCAAAAUGAAAAACCCACAAUAGGAAAUUUUUCAUUUACACAAGCUAUGAACAGCACUUACAAACAAAAUGAAACACCAGCAGUGUCUGGUGGUAACAUAUUUGGCGGUCAAGAAGUUACUGGUGGAUCAAAUCUUUUCGGAGGGAAAACUACUUUUGGAAGUUCUUCUAUACUUGGUGGAACAAAUACACAAUCAAAUGGCACAGGUCUAUCACUGUUUGGCAAUAGUAUGAAUACAAUGAAGCCAGUUUUUGGAAGCACAUUGUUUGGUGGGCAACAACAACAGCAAAUAGGCCAAUCAAAAAUCAAUACAACUGAAGGUGUUACAGACAAUUUAAAUAAGCCCAAAGCGACUUUUGGUGAAUCAGUUCCUUCAUUGUUUGGCUCAAAACCCAUUGGUGAUUUUCAAAAACCGCAAGAACAAACAAAUUUGCAAGAAUCUACCGUCGAUUCCUCAUCGAAAGAUGUGCUCGGUGGUCUCCUUUCAGCUAGCGCAAAUGCAUUAUCAUUCCAAGCAUUGGCCAAACAAUCCCAAGCAGCACCAGUUACACAACCAUCACAAGGUUUUAUUGGCUUAACACAUACGAAUGCAUUCAGCAGUUUUAAGAACGUAUCUGAAGAAGAUGAACAUGAUCCACAUUUUGAGCCAAUUAUUGCAUUACCCGAUGAAAUAACUGUAUCAACAGGCGAAGAAGACGAAGACAAAAUUUUUGGAGAAAGAGCAACACUUUAUAGAUUUGAUCAAGACAAAAAAGAAUGGAAAGAAAGAGGCAUUGGUGAAUUAAAAAUCCUGCAACAUAAAACAAAAGGCACCUACCGCAUGGUCAUGCGACGUGAACUAAUUUUCAAACUCGUACUAAACCACGCAGUCGGGGCGGACUUCUCCUUCAAUCAAAUGGGUCCAAAGGCCUACAUCUGGGCUACUUUUAACUAUGCCGAAGAAGCUGAAGGAGUUUUAGAAAAACUAUCUUGCCGGUUCCGCAAUGAAGAUGUUGCAAACAAAUUCAAAGAUGUAUUACAAAAAUGCAUAGAUACGGUCAAAAGCCGGGUCGGAGGACAACAAGAAGACUAAAACUUUUAUCAUGUUAAUUAUAAAUUAAAAUAUUAAACUUAAAAUAUAACUAUUUUAAAACAAAAUGAUUGAAAACCUCCAAAUUUAAUACUUAUUGCAUUCGAAAAAAGAAUCACCCGAUAUUAAUUUAUUUGUCCUAUUUAAAAUUGAUAUUGUUAUUUUCCAAUUAGAUGAACACGUUAUUAAUGUUUGAUUUCGUAAAAAGAAAAAACGGUCGUUACAACUAGUUACAGUUUACUUACCUAUUUGUUAUUUUCUUGUAUAAAUUAAAGUUUUCAUAAGAAAGCAAGGUC